AUGCAGUCGUACCAGAAAUUCGGCACAUUCGGGUGUCCCAUCGUAAGCCUUUUGUUCGCAAGUGCCGUAGUUUUACACAUUGUCGGUGCCAGUGAGACGGAUGAGGGACGGUUUUUGUUUCACGGUAAACCAUAUCUAAUUUUCCCGGAAACGUCCCCUACUCGUCAUCAACUCAUCGGCGGUAUCGGUAUACCGUUGGGAUCCCCUGAAUCCAUAACCACUGGGUAUGUAAUAAAGGCCCAGUAUUUCUUGCCGAUCAAAGUCAGCGAUUACUUUCCAAACUAUUUGGUUGGAUGGAACGACACUCGAAAAUCUUUGGAAAAACGAGAAGCAGUGACCGUAGCGCCAAGCUCUGAACACUAUGAAGCAUACACAGCCAAAGAUAUCCAGAUCGAUACGGAGCCUCUCCCAGAGAACGCGAAUGAUGACGAGGACAGUGAUGAGGAUGAUUACUUCGAAGAUGGAAAUGAUAGCUACUGGCUGGACGAGGACGAGGAUAAAAAGUAUCAGGCAUUGGAAAAGAUGCUGCCGGAUUCCAACUUGAAAUCCCAGAUGUCCGAAGGGUACAAUGCGGAUGAUUCGCGUUGGAUGACGUACAAAUCGUUGGAGCAUAUCGGACAACAGUACGGCUCGGGAGGCCGAGAGUGUGUUCUGCGAAGCAUUUGCGAAGCUGCCAGUGCACAGUUUACCCACACAGGCGGCGUUUUCGCGGAGUUACUCCACAUAGUUUUCACGCCGUCAACCACUUCGGAACCUCUAUCCGAGCACAGCGACAACGAGUAUCUGCGGGCAGAGCAACUGGGCAAGGAAGGUGCUCCCUGCCAUAUAGUGUUCCAUGAGUGUCAGAACUCGAUUCUGGAUGUGUUCACCGGUAUUCACGAUUCGGCGACGAAUUCUUUGACAGUAGCGCAUGACAAAGUGAUGAAAGCUUUUAUGAAAUAG
Armigeres subalbatus is the source of this 942-nucleotide messenger RNA. RefSeq lists its product as uncharacterized. Lineage: Eukaryota; Metazoa; Arthropoda; Insecta; Diptera; Culicidae. The coding region runs from base 1 to 942 and encodes 313 amino acids. The record is from RefSeq and is a predicted model, not a curated record. The transcript has 2 exons.